GGUCUGAGGGUGACUCACUGCUCUCCUGCUGCAUAAAUAGAAGUGGGAGCCCAGCAGCAUCCAGAGUGAGCGGCAGGGACCCAGCACAGCCACAGGCCUCCUGCCACCGCCGUGCCAUGGUGCUCAUCCUCCUGGCCCCGCUCACCAUGGGGCUGCUGGCCCUAUCCUGCUGCGCAGCCCCGCUCCAGAGCAAGCCGCAGGCGAUUGUCACAUUCCCGGGGGAGCUCGUCAGCACCCUCUCAGACCUGGAGCUGGCGGAGAGCUACCUGCUACGGUUUGGCUACACCACAGAGGGAGAGGCAAGGACGAGCAGCAAGCAAGUGUCCAUGGCCAAGGCGCUGCGCAAGAUGCAGAAGCAGCUGGGCCUGGAGGAGACGGGGGAGCUGGAUGCCAGCACGCUGGAGGCCAUGCGAGCCCCCCGCUGCGGUGUCCCUGAUGUGGGAAACUUCCUCACCUUCGAGGGGAACCUCAAGUGGGACCACAUGGACCUGACAUACCGGGUGAUGAACUACUCCCCUGACCUGGACCCUGCCGUGAUUGAUGAUGCCUUCAAACGGGCGUUCAAAGUGUGGAGUGACGUGACCCCCCUCACCUUCACCCAGAUAUACAGUGGCGAGGCAGACAUCAUGAUCAUGUUCGGCAGCCAAGAGCACGGGGACGGGUACCCCUUUGACGGCAAGGAUGGGCUCUUGGCCCAUGCCUUUCCCCCGGGCCAGGGGAUCCAGGGUGAUGCCCACUUCGAUGACGAUGAGUUCUGGACACUGGGAACCGGCUUAGUGGUGAAGACCCGCCAUGGAAAUGCCAACGGGGCCAACUGCCACUUCCCCUUCAUCUUUGAGGGCCACUCCUACUCCCAGUGCAUCACGGCGGGGCGUAAGGAUGGGCUACCCUGGUGCGCCACGACCGCCAGUUAUGACCGGGACAAGAAAUAUGGCUUCUGCCCCAGCGAACUCCUCUACACCAAUGGCGGCAACAGUGAUGGGUCCCCAUGCUUCUUCCCCUUCAUCUUUGAUGGCACUUCCUACAACACCUGCACCACGGAUGGGCGCUCCGAUGGCUACCGCUGGUGUGCCACCACUGCCAACUUCGACCAGGACAAGAAAUAUGGCUUCUGCCCCAACCGAGACACAGCGGUGAUCGGCGGCAACUCCCAAGGGGACCCAUGCGUCUUCCCCUUCACCUUCCUGGGACAGUCCUACAGUGCCUGCACAAGCCAGGGCCGGCAGGAUGGCAAGCUCUGGUGUGCCACCACCAGCAACUAUGACACUGACAAGAAGUGGGGCUUCUGCCCAGACAGAGGUUACAGCAUCUUCCUGGUGGCUGCCCACGAGUUCGGGCACUCGCUGGGGCUGGACCACUCCAGUGUGCGUGAGGCCCUGAUGUACCCCAUGUACAGCUAUGUCCAGGACUUCCAGCUGGACCCAGAUGACAUUCAGGGCAUCCAGUACCUCUAUGGUCGUGGCUCUGGCCCUGAACCCACGGCCCCUGCACCUAUGCCCACUGAGAAGCCCCAGCCCAUGCCCACUGAGGCUGGCAGCACCUCCACCACUGAGGAAGAAGAGGAGACACCAGAGCCCACAGCCAACCCCGUUCCUGUGGACCCCAGCCAGGAUGCCUGCAUGGAGAAGAACUUCGAUGCCAUCACAGAGAUUAACGGGGAGCUACAUUUAUUCAAGGAUGGGAAAUACUGGACCUACUCAUCCUUCUGGAAGUCGGGCAUCCAGGGCGCCUUCUCCGUUGCAGACACCUGGCCUGGCCUCCCAGCUGUCAUCGAUGCUGCUUUCCAGGAUGUGCUCACCAAAAGGGUCUUCUUCUUCGCUGGUCGGAAGUUCUGGGUGUUUUCUGGCAAAAGCAUGCUGGGGCCCCGGAGGAUUGAGAAGCUGGGCAUUGGGAAGGAAGCUGGCCGCAUCUCGGGAGCCCUGCAGCGAGGCCGUGGCAAAGUGCUGCUUUUCAGUGGGGAGAGCUACUGGAGGCUGGAUGUGAAGAUCCAGAGGGUGGACAAGGGCUACCCCCGUGCCACCGAUGAUGUCUUCACUGGUGUCCCCCUUGAUGCACACAAUGUCUUCCUCUACCAAGACAAGUACUAUUUCUGCCGGGGCAGCUUCUACUGGAGAAUGACACCACGCUACCAGGUGGACCGGGUGGGCUAUGUCAAAUACGACAUCCUGCAGUGCCCCCAGCACUGAACACCCGACUGGCUGCCUGGCUCCAGCUGGCAUGCUGCUCCCUGUCCACUGCUCCCAGCCCCCUUGCAGCCUGACUCCCCUGGGUGCUGGGGGCCAUGCAGCUUUGCAGCAGUGGGGCAGCCCCUACCAAGGUGGAGGCUUUGCUGUCUCCCUGGCAGGAAGGGGGAGGGAGUCCUGGGGUCACCCCUCGGGAGCUGCCCAGCCCGGGGAGCCCCGGCUGGGGAGCAGGACUCUCGCCACAGCCGGCACCGUGCCACCCCUGCCAGGACCGGCUCCACCGUGCAGAGGCGUUUGCCUGGUGCAAACCACACAUGGAUUUGUAAAGACUUUGUCUUUUUCCUGAGCCAGCCUUGCUGGGUCGGGCUGGGCUCCGCUGGGAGCUGGCACCCGGGUACUUGGCCGGGGCGGGGAAGCGGGGCUCUGCCAACCUCCAUCUGCCUGUUUUUAAUAAAGACAAUCUUU
Molecule: messenger RNA, 2648 nt
Organism: Phalacrocorax carbo (great cormorant)
Lineage: Eukaryota; Metazoa; Chordata; Aves; Suliformes; Phalacrocoracidae
Source: RefSeq, a predicted model, not a curated record